Otolemur garnettii (small-eared galago) is the source of this 1785-nucleotide messenger RNA. RefSeq names its product cyclin J like (gene CCNJL). Gene Ontology annotation, biological process: mitotic cell cycle phase transition; regulation of cyclin-dependent protein serine/threonine kinase activity. The coding region runs from base 290 to 1450 and encodes 386 amino acids. Gene Ontology annotation, molecular function: cyclin-dependent protein serine/threonine kinase regulator activity. Gene Ontology annotation, cellular component: cytoplasm; cyclin-dependent protein kinase holoenzyme complex; nucleus. The transcript has 6 exons. Lineage: Eukaryota; Metazoa; Chordata; Mammalia; Primates; Galagidae. The record is from RefSeq and is a predicted model, not a curated record.
AAUUCCCCCAGCGAGGGAGGGAGGCCCCCGGCGGCCGGGAGGCUGCUAACCGCAGCGGGACUCGAGCGCACGCAGGGGCGCGGCGGCUCCGGAGCAAGCCGGGCUGCUGAGGCUGCCGUCGGGAGUGCGCAGCGCCCCGGGCCAGGCUCCAGCCUCGGGCGGGCACCCGAGGACACAGCUGGCUCAGGCCUGGGAGGGGCUCGGCGCCUGCAGCCCCCCACGCCCGGAGAAGGAUGCGGUGCUCCCUGAGAGUGCGGUAGCCUCGGAUCUCCGCGCUGCUUACGCGACGAUGGAUGAGCCAUGGUGGGAAGGGCGCGUCGCCUCGGACGUCCACUGCACCCUGCGCGAGAAGGAGCUGAAGCUGCCCACCUUCCGAGCCCACUCCCCACUCCUGAAGAGUCGCCGGUUCUUUGUCGACACCCUGACCCUGCUGAGCAGCCACUGCCAGCUCUGCCCUGCUGCCCGGCACCUGGCUGUCUACCUGCUGGACCACUUCAUGGAUCGCUACAACAUUGCCACCUCCAAGCAGCUGUACACUGUGGCUGUCUCCUGCCUCCUGCUCGCAAGUAAAUUUGAGGACAGGGAAGACCACGUGCCCAAGUUGGAGCAGAUAAACAGUACAAGGAUCCUGAGCAGCCAGAACUUCACCCUCACCAAGAAGGAGCUGCUGAGCACGGAGCUGCUGCUGCUGGAGGCCUUCAGCUGGAACCUCUGCCUGCCCACACCUGCCCACUUCCUGGACUACUACCUCUUGGCCUCCGUCAGCCAGAAGGACCACCACUGCCACGCCUGGCCCACCACCUGCCCCCGCAAGACCAAAGAGUGCCUCAAGGAAUAUGCCCACUACUUCCUAGAGGUCACCCUGCAAGAUCACAUAUUCUACAAGUUCCAGCCUUCCGUGGUUGCUGCUGCCUGCGUCGGGGCCUCCAGGAUCUGCCUGCAGCUUUCUCCCUACUGGACCAGAGACCUGCAGAGGGUCUCAAACUACUCCAUGGAACAUCUCAGCUCAUGCAUUGAAAUCCUGCUAGUAGCAUAUGACAACGUCCUCAAGGAUGCCGUCUCAGUCAAGAGCCAGGCUUUGGCCAUGGUGCCUGGCACACCCCCCACCUCCACCCAAGUGCUAUUCCAGCCGCCCCCCUACCCUGCCCUCAGCCAGCCAGUGACCACCCUGGCACAGUUCCAGGCCCCAGUGCAGGACCUGUGCUUGGCCUAUCGGGACUCACUGCAGACCCACUGUUCAGGCAGCCUGCUCUCAGGGGGCACCAGCUCAUCUCUCCACACCCCAUAUCCUACCCUCCAACCUCUGGAUGUGUGUCCCGUGCCUGUCCCUGCAUCCCUGAGCAUGCAGAUGGCCAUUGCAGCUGAGCCCAGGCACUGCCUCGCCACCACCUACGGAAGCAGCUACUUCCCUGGGAACCACCUGUUCCGCACGGGCUGUUUUGACAGAUAGGCCACCUCUGGACCCUUGAAGAGGACAUUGACGAGGAGAGUUCAGCCAAGUGAGGCCCUGGGAGGCUCUGCCCAAAGAGCCUCGUUGCCCGUGAACAUGGAGAGUUCAUACUGCUUUUGAAUCAAACUGACCCAGAGCAAAACAUUCAAUGACAUACCUCACCCAAGAGCAUUCCUCUGAAAGACGUCUUCCACAUGUGGCAGGGGGACAAAGAGAUGGCUCAGUGGCUGUCCCCUCAAGCAGGGACCCAGUGAAUCAAGAAAGACUUGGUAAGAGGCCAGGAGAUGGGGAACUGGACACAGAACACUAGUCCACAAGUGUGUCUGGUUCUUCCC